GCCCAAUUUUUAAGUCAUUCUUAAUUUUAUGCUGAGAAAGUGAAGGAAUCUCUCUCUAAACAAGGGGUGCGUGUUUCUGUAGAGUCUGUAGACUCAAAAAUGGUUAUGCAAAAAUUCUCUGUACUCUCUUCAAUUUCGUUUAUCAGAAUCGAAUAAGUAGGUAAGAGUGCUGGUGUUUUUUGAGUUUGUGACAGAUGGAGUCUUGCAACUGCAUUGAGCCUCAAUGGCCUGCAGAUGAACUGUUAAUGAAGUAUCAGUACAUCUCUGACUUCUUCAUUGCACUUGCAUAUUUCUCUAUCCCUCUUGAGUUAAUCUACUUUGUAAAAAAAUCAGCAGUUUUCCCAUACAGAUGGGUGCUUGUACAAUUCGGAGCUUUCAUUGUUCUUUGUGGAGCUACACACCUAAUUAACUUAUGGACUUUCAGCAUGCAUUCACGAACUGUAGCAGUUGUAAUGACCACAUCAAAGGUUUUGACUGCAGUUGUGUCCUGUGCUACUGCCCUAAUGCUUGUGCACAUUAUUCCUGACUUGUUGAGCGUGAAAACUAGGGAGUUAUUUUUGAAAAAUAAGGCUGCAGAGCUUGACCGUGAGAUGGGUUUGAUCCGUACCCAAGAAGAGACAGGCAGACAUGUUAGAAUGCUUACUCAUGAGAUCAGAAGCACCCUUGACAGACACACAAUCCUGAAGACUACUCUUGUUGAGCUGGGGAGAACUUUGGCGUUGGAGGAGUGUGCACUGUGGAUGCCAUCACGCUCCAGUUUGGAGCUUCAACUUUCCUACACUCUACGCCACCAGAAUCCUGCUGGACUUUCUGUGCCUAUCCAGCUUUCUGUGAUUAAUCAAGUCUUCAGUAGCAACCGUGCAAUGAAAAUAUCACCAAAUUCACCAGUUGCAAGAAUAAGACCUCUUGCAGGGAAAUAUAUGCCCGGGGAGGUUGUUGCUGUGAGGGUCCCACUCCUAAACCUCUCUGAUUUCCAAAAUGAUUGGCAAGAACAAUCUGCGCAGUAUGCAUUGAUGGUUUUGAUGCUUCCCUCAGACAGUGCGAGACAAUGGCAUGUACACGAGCUGGAGCUAGUCGAAGUGGUUGCUGAUCAGGUGGCUGUUGCUCUUUCCCAUGCUGCAAUUCUUGAAGAAUCAAUGAGGGCGAGAGACCAGCUUAUGGAACAAAAUGUUGCACUGGAUCUAGCAAGGAGAGAAGCAGAAACAGCCAUACGAGCUCGCAAUGAUUUCCUGGGAGUGAUGAACCAUGAGAUGAGAACCCCUAUGCAUGCAAUCAUAGCACUCUCAUCUUUAAUUCAAGAAACUGAAUUGACUCCUGAGCAACGCCUUAUGGUGGAAACAGUUCUGAAGAGCAGUAACCUCUUAGCUACGCUCAUCAAUGAUGUAUUGGAUCUUUCAAGGCUUGAAGACGGAAGUCUUGAACUUGACAUUGGGACGUUUAACCUUAAUGGAAUGUUCAAAGAGGUUAUUAACUUGAUUAAGCCCAUUGCUUCUGUUAAAAAGUUGUUGAUUUCUUUAAAUAUGGCUGCGGAUUUGCCUGAGUAUGCUGUUGGUGAUGAAAGACGUCUCAUGCAAACAAUCCUAAAUGUUGCCGGAAAUGCUCUUAAGUUCUCAAAAGAAGGCAGCAUCUCAAUUGCUGCUUGUAUUGCAAAAUCUGAUUCUUUAAGAGAUGCUCGAGCACCUGAUUUUUUUCCUGUUUAUGGUGCUGAUCACUUCUAUCUACGAGUACAGGUAAAGGAUACUGGCCUAGGGAUCAAUCUUCAAGAUAUCCCUUAUUUAUUUAACAAAUUUGCACAAACCCAGCCUCUAUCAAGUAAAAAUGUUAAUGGUACAGGGUUAGGGCUUGCAAUUUGUAAGAGGUUUGUGAGUCUAAUGAAAGGGCAUAUUUGGAUCGAGAGUGAAGGUCUUGGCAAAGGGUGCACUGCUAUAUUCAUUGUGAAACUUGGAAUUGCAAAUCAAUCAACUGAGUCGGAACAACAUUUUAUACCCAAGCUGCAUGGAAAUCAUGCCCUGGCUACGUUUCAAGGGCUCAAAGUUCUUGUCAUCGAUGACAAUGGGGUGAGUAGGAUGGUUACCAAGGGACUACUCGUGCAUCUUGGGUGCGAUGUAACUGUUGUCAGUUCAGGGAAAGACUGUUUGCGAUCUGUUACUCCUGAACACAAGGUUGUUUUCAUGGAUGUAUCCAUGUCUGGAAUGGAAGGGUAUGAAGUGGCGGUCCGAUUGCAUGAAAGAUUUUCUACACGCCAUGAGAGACCGCUGCUCGUAGCUCUUACAGGGAGUACAGAUAGGGUAACAAAAGAGCACUGUUUGAGGGUUGGUAUGGAUGGAGUGAUCUUAAAACCUAUAUCACUUGAGAAAAUGAGGAUUGCCCUGUCAGAGCUUCUAGAGCAUGGGGUUUUCUCUGAAGCCAAGUGGUAGAGGGAGUGGAGAUGCCCUGGGUAGGACGGUAGAAACCUUUCAUGGCGGUUGCGAGUUCUUCACUCAAAUCGCAUUAUGACGUAAUUUUUUGUCCUAGUAUGUUACUACAUUACUACAAACUGAGUGUAGACGGCGUAGGUCAUGUUGGUGUUGGGGUUCGGGAAUCAGUUUUUAUUAUACCGUGCCAAAUUGGAGGCUGCGUAGAAUUGAUGAAGGGGCGAGCUGGAUCCUGGUAGUUACUAGUUCCUUCCUAUAUGAUUCUUAUUAAACACACCCACCUUAUGCGACAACAGCAGUGAUGUCAAUAAUUUAACUGGGAAGUUCACUGCACCCAACAUUCGUAUAAAUAGUAGAGGUUAAGUGAUAGUCCAAUGGCUGAGCUGCAGAAAAGGGGAUUGCCAGUGCUUGUAUGAAACAAUAAUUACAGUGGCAAUUCAUAUUUAUAUUCUGGUUUGUUCAUACUGUA
Papaver somniferum (opium poppy) is the source of this 2883-nucleotide messenger RNA. Its product is annotated as ethylene receptor-like. NCBI's taxonomy places the organism in Eukaryota, Viridiplantae, Streptophyta, Magnoliopsida, Ranunculales, Papaveraceae. Gene Ontology annotation, molecular function: ethylene receptor activity; protein binding; ethylene binding. Gene Ontology annotation, biological process: response to ethylene; phosphorylation; phosphorelay signal transduction system. Bases 195 to 2417 code for a protein of 740 amino acids. The record is from RefSeq and is a predicted model, not a curated record. Gene Ontology annotation, cellular component: endoplasmic reticulum; endoplasmic reticulum membrane. The transcript is spliced from 7 exons.